This is a messenger RNA of Fundulus heteroclitus (mummichog), 4573 nucleotides long. RefSeq names its product myocardin related transcription factor Ba (gene mrtfba). The coding region runs from base 329 to 3370 and encodes 1013 amino acids. The transcript is spliced from 16 exons. Gene Ontology annotation, biological process: smooth muscle cell differentiation. The record is from RefSeq and is a predicted model, not a curated record. Lineage: Eukaryota; Metazoa; Chordata; Actinopteri; Cyprinodontiformes; Fundulidae.
AGCGGGAGGCCGGUGAUCCCGGAGCGGGAGGCCGGGCUGGGCGCAUCCUGCCCCCGCCCUCCCACCAACGUCACUCCGCAUCCCGGAGCCAGGCAGCGAGUCGCAGCCAUUUUACUCCGCGGAGUGGAGCGUCGCCUCGCAGCCAGACGGCCGGAAAAACGCGCCCGCGGCUCCGUGGACGCCUCCUGAUCCACGGUUCGGAUGGGUUCUGGUUUCCAGCCGUCGGAGUUCGGCAGCACCGAGGCCUAACGCACAGGGCCGGCCAGCCAGGCCCCUCUCACUGCUCUCCCCCCCCCCCCCCCCCCCCGCCCCCCCCUCCUCAGGCAGGAUGGAGCCCUGGGGUUCUCGGGGGCAGCUCGGAGCAGAGGGGGAUUGUGGGAUGUCCAAUCUGCUGGUGCCGAGCCCCCAGAGUGAGGCGGUGACCCACGAGCUGGAGGAGCUUUCCCUGCAGCCCACGCAGAAACUGCCUCCUCUCAACGAACGCAAAAACGUGCUGCAGUUAAGGCUUCAACAGAGGCGGACCCGGGAGCAGCUGGUGGACCAGGGCAUCAUGCCGCCUCUGAAGAGUCCAGCGGCGUUCCAUGGGCAGAUCCGAAGCUUGGAAAGAGCUCGGACGGAGAAUUUCCUCAAGCAUAAGAUCCGCAGCCGUCCGGAGCGAGCCGAGCUGGUCCGGAUGCACAUCCUGCAAGAGACCGGAGCAGAACCCUCGCUGCAGGCCACUCAGAUGAAGCUGAAGAGGGCCCGGCUGGCUGACAACCUCAACGAGAAGAUCGCCCAGAGACCCGGCCCCAUGGAGCUGGUGGAGAAGAACAUCCUGCCGGUGGACUCCAGCCUCAAAGAGGCCCUCAUAGUUGGCCAAGUGAACUAUGCCAAGGUUCUGGAUGAAGACAGCUGCUAUGACGCCGUGUCUCCGGAGCAGCCGGCCAGCCAGGAGUCCCAGAGCUCCGCCCACUCACCUGGGGAGAGUAAAAUCCCAGAAAGCCCGUCUCCAGGCCCGGCAGCAGCAGCAGCAGCAGCCGCCAUCGUCCUGCAGCCCGUCCCAACAACGGACUUCACCAAGGCGGCCUCAGCCAAUGAGCAGCCGGCUAGCUGUACGCCGUUCCCCACGGCGCCGCCCGCCGCUGCAGUCGCUCCUUCCAAACCGGGACCGACUCUGGUGAAGCAAAGCCAACAGAAAAGUCUGUCAGAGAAGACCCGCAGCAAGAAGGGCAAAGAGCAGAAGUCCAGGAUGAAGAAGCUGAAGUACCACCAGUACGUGCCGCCGGACCAGAAGCAGGAGGCCAGCGAAGCUCCCAUGGACUCGUCGUACGCCCGGCUGCUGCAGCAGCAGCAACUCUUCCUCCAGCUGCAGAUCCUCAGUCAGCAGCAGCAGCAGCACUACAACUACCAGACCAUCCUCCCAGCGCCGCUCAAACCCGUGGCGGAGGGCCAGGGCGGCGGCGGCCUCCCCGCCUCCAUCGUGGUGUCUCUGCCCACCCCGCCCCCCCCUGGGCCCGCGGCGCCGCCCCGACCCAACAACCUGCUGUCGACCCGCAAGCCCGGAGUCCUGCCAGCCAACCUGGACGAGAUGAAGGUGGCGGAGCUGAAACUGGAGCUGAAGCUGCGCGGCCUCCCGGUGUCCGGAACCAAAACGGACCUGAUAGAACGACUGAAGCCCUUCCAGGACAGCUCCAGCCUCCCCGCUCCCGCCUCCUCCGUCCCCAUGGAGGUGACCUCAGCCUCCACGCCCUCCGUGGUUCUGCCGCUCCCUCAGCCGGGCCCAGAGGCCAUGUUCUCCACGCCGCCCAACUCGCCCGUUCCCUUCGACCCGGCUUCCCUCCAGCAGGACGUCGGCAUGUCCGAAGCCCCUGAAACCCAGAAGCUGAGCUCCGGUUCCCCUCAGCCGGCCGUCCCCGAGGAGAAGGACCGGCGUCUGCACGAGAAGGAGCGUCAGAUCGAGGAGCUGAUGAGGAAGCUGGAGCAGGAGCAGAGGCUGGUGGAGGAGCUGAAGAUGCAGCUGGAGGUGGAGAAGAGAGGGCAGGUUGACUCAGACGCUGUGAAGAUGGAGGGCCCCGUCCUGUCCAGCUGCUCCUCCUCCGCCGGCGCCGGCCCAAACCCCAUCCACGCUCUCACGGCCCCCCGACCGCAGGUGGUGAAGCUGGAGGACGUCACCGUCUCGUCUGCCAAGCCUCUGCAGCUCCAGACCCAGCUCAUCACCCAGAUCCAGCACCAGGGGACCAGCAGCCCGAAGCUGGGCCCCCAGAACCAGAACUGUCCCCAGACCCAGCCUGCAGCCCCGGGCCUGCAGCAGUUCUUCAUCACCCACCCUGCCGGGGUUCUGGGCCAACCUCAGACGCUGCUGACCGCCACGGGCCCGGCUGCUGCUCAGAUCUUCGUCCCGGUCUCAUUACCCAACAGCGCCGCUGCCAUCCAGCUGCCCAGCGCCGCCGUCAGCCUGCAGCCCGUCCUGAAGGCGCCAGCCUCCAACCCGGCUCUGGUCCAGGCCGCUCUUCCUGCGCUGCAGACCACUAAGAUGGAGAUCUCUGGCAGCCAGCAGCCUCUGCUACAGACUCUGACUAUGUGUAGCAACACUACGGCCUUGGCCAACCACAGCAGAAAGGAGAUGACUCCUCCGUGCUUCCUCCGCUGUUCUCCAGAGAACCCGGGUUCUCCGCAGACCUCCCCCAACCACCAGGCCUCCAACGGACCGCUCAGCAAGCAGCCGGCCUUCGUCCUGCAGCCCGCCGCCCGCCUCAGCCGGCCUCCCAGAGGCAGAGAGCCGCCGCGCUACGAGGAGGCGGUCCGACAGAGCCGCAGCCUGCACCUCAGCAACGCUCCACAGGUUCCCACGGCAACCAGCCAGCACAUGGACGACCUGUUCGACAUCCUGGUGGAGAGCGGAGAGAUCCCUCCCUUCGUCCAUCUGGACCCCCCGGCGGUUCUGACCAAGACCCCCCCCGUCACCGCCAGCAUCACCACUCUUCCCGUCAACACGGCCCAGUCCCGCUCGCCGCCACAGGUCCAGUUGGCUCCCCCGCCGGUACCGGCUCUCUCGCCGCUGACCGCCGACAGCCAGCUGGAGGCCUUCCUGGAGCGGACUCUGGCCGAGACGGCGCCGGCGUCGGACCCCCGCACCCGGGGGCUGAUGGAGGAGCUGCAGGGCCAGCUGGCGGAGCAGCAGGCCUUCGUCCCCAUGGACACGUCAGAGCUGCCCUUCCACGACUCCUCCUCUUCCUCCUCCGCCCUCAACCUGGCGCUGUUCGACCCGGGCCUGGACAACAUGGAGUGGCUGGACAUCACCAUCCCGCAGAGCCUGGCCGGGUCCGCCUCGCCCCCCGGGUUCCCCUCGGAGUUCCUGGAAGCACACGACAUGCAGCUGCACUUUGACUGACCCGAGCCCACGGAACCGGGUCGGCUUAGAACUCCUGCUCAGCCGAAUCCCUCUCGGCGGCGUCGGUAAUGUUCCUGCAGAACGACUCGCUGCACCGCGGCGUUCGGACCGGGUCGGUUCGGUUCAGUCCAGACCCACUUUUAGUUCCUCUUUUGACUAUUUCCAGAACCAAGGAGCCAAAUGAAGACCGUCAGAAUGGAUGUUUUUGUAAACGCAGUUUAAACCACACUAACAGAACCUUUCCAGAACCCGGGUCGUUGCUGAUGCUUCGUCUGGGCGGCGCCGCCAUCAAACCGCCUCUUCUAAAGAGAAGCUGAAGGCAUAUCGAUGUUGGACCUCCAGAACCAGCUCAUCAGGGCGGUUCUGGGAGGUCACUAAGUUAAAGGAGGUUCUGACCCGCUGGGUUCUGAUUCUAACCCAAAGAUCCUCCGUCUGGAUCCGAGCUAUGCACUAACGAGGCGCCUGGUUCCCCUCAGAGCGAGGAAAUGUGAACGCUGCGUAUCGGCGGCGCCUCUGAGACCGAAUGUAAGCUGACGUCGACCCGACCCGACGGCGGCUGGUUCCCCCUGCAGGAAACGGGACUCGGGGAGCAAAGCCCAGUCAGAGAGGCCCGGUCCGGGGAAUCGGACCAGCAGCUUUAUCUCCGAGCUUCAUGAGACGCUCCCAGGAGAAAAGUCACAGCUACGGUGGCCUGCAGGCUUCAGUCUGCUCCACGCGGCGUUUCUGUGAGCGAGCAGCUCAGAGACGCAUGUGUGUAAAAUAAUCUGCAGGUUUUAAACGGUUCCUCUGGCUGUCGGUCACAGGAAGACAGAACCGCGUCCAGACCGGCGGUAGAGUCUCUGCAGGUGGAGACGUACCGUAUUCUCACACCGUAAGGCGCACUAAAUAUUCCUCCUUUCCUCCACGUCCACAGAUCUCCAUCGUCUCUGGAGGAGCUGGACUACUCUGCUUCUGACAUGAGGCCAAAUAAACUUUAUACUGAACAAACUUACUAGGGUUAUUGUUGCUAGUGCGUUCUCCUGAGGUUUCCCACAUACUCUGCGUACUCUGCGCAUACUGGCAGACUCUGCUCUGACUCUCCACACGGUUUACCUUCACAGUCCAGCUGUCGGCCACAUUUCUUCCCACGAUUCCAGACUUCCUGUCAGUGGGAGGAGGUAAAACGUGUGAUUAGCUGAGCAGCUGUCAGAGAAAACAGAGCGC